CAAUAAGACCGCACGAAUGUAUUUCGGAAAUAUUUAUGAAUAAUUGUUAUAUAUACAAAACACCACAUCCGGCAAAUGUGGCCGCCAAGCUAGUGAUAAGUUUGUUGAUCACUGCCAAUAAUUUUCGUUUUCUGUUCUGUGAUUUUCAAGGAAAUAUUUAGAUUUCUUUGUUGGUUGCUAUUUUCGAUAAUUGAUUGUCCAAAAUUCAGUGCCUUUUGGACGUUCGUCCGUCGAGAGUUAUGGUGGUUUUUGCGAAGAAUGGUGCAAACUAAACCGGCGAUUCGGGAUCGACGUCGAUCCUUGAUGGCGGCGCCGUCCCUUCCGAAACGCUGCGCGUCGGCGGCGGUCGCGGUGGCGUCGUGCUGCAGCGGCAGUGGGUGACGUUGACGGCGAGCAUGUGGCCGGAACCCACCGACGCCGCCCCCGGCUGGAAAGCGUCGUCCGCCGCCUCUGGCCGUUUGCCCGUGUUGGCGGCAGUGUUCUGCGGGGCCGCACUGAUCGUCGCAAUCCUCGGGGCCUGCCUCCUCUACUGGUGCUGCGUCAUGCCUCGAAAAGACAACAAGCACUACUGUAUUCGAAAGGUAGAUCCCGCGUUAUCCUCGUCCACCCAAAUACCGCCCCCGGGUGUGCCCGCCCCCGCUUACCAAGUGAGUCAGGCGGCCGUGUUCGCCGAACAGAAGCGGUGCGGGUGGGGCUACAGCAACAGGGUGAUCGGGGGCGGCGGUCCGCUGCAACCCAACCCUUGGUAUACCGGGAGGGUUAUCGGUGGACCCCAGUGUACCCAGUGUCCUGGCGUUUGUCCCGUACCGAGAAGUAGCAGCAAUCCUGGACAGCAGGGUCAUUCGAGCAACAACUCGUCAAUGCGAAAACCACGCCCCGUCAGUCAACCGAUACCAUCUAGCGUGAAUAUAAACGGCGACGUGGUGCCCAAGCAGGCGCUACCGGAGAUUUCCGAAUUUUCGCCCAGCAGUCCCCAAUACGCAUCGAGUAGCAUUUUAGACGAAGCGGGCGGCCAGGAUGACGUCAGAGCGGACGAACCUGCAUUGAAGACCAGGAGUCUGCCCGCGUGGGUCAGGUCGAAACCUAGACCUCUCUCGACGGAAGACGACCUGAACGAUUUGUACGCUAAGGUCAAUUUCAGCAAGAAACGAAAAAACCGAAUGAGAAACGACGAAGCAGCAAUAAUAGCGUUAAGCAAGUCACGUAGUCAAUUCCUGCACAAAGACACCGAUUCGCUGGUCGACAACGAAGCAGUCAUCGUUUACGACGAGCGCACGGCGUUAUAAACUAACCAAAUUUUUUAUCUAGGGUCGUCGCGCGUACACACGUGAUAAUUUUUAGAAUAAUUGUUCGUAAAGAACGAGGUUAUAUUGACUCGUCAUUGCAUUUUUAAAGUUUACCGACCAAAUUUACGCCACGAAAUUUGAGGCGAAAAGUUUCAUAUCUCCCCCCACCCUCCCCCGCCACGAGUGCAUAUCCCUAAAUUUAAGACUUAUCACGACUUCGACAAAUAAUGUUAGGGCUAUUUUUUCUGUGAUACAUUUUUUAUGCGUUAAGCGGGUACCAAAUAAAUGUAGAAUUGAUAAAAGGGCCCCUUGUAGCGGCGCGUUUUUCUCCCGUAGCGAAAUUUACCUUAUGAUUCGGACGGCGGACAAUUGAAAAAGUAAUAAUCGCCCUCGUAUAUCCUAAGACUGGACACUAUUAUUUUCGUAGUUGUAGACGAGGAGAGAGUCUGUUAAUAUGCAAUUAGAGAGAAAUAUUAAGUUGAAAUUUUAUCGACUCUUUUAUAAAAUAUUAAAACAACAAAAAAAUCAUAUUAUUCAUUAUGCUGAUGUAUAACUCAGUUAACCUAAACUCGAUACUCCUCUUCUUCUUUUUUUCGUUCAAUGUGGCGUGAUCGAAAAUUCCAGAAUAAGAAAAGUAAAAAGUGUGUUAUUUUCGAACACCUCAUAUAAAUCAAUUUUUACUACGGCUUUAUAACCUAUAAAAUUGAAUGUCACCUGGAAAUAAUGUUCGAUGCCUCGAUAUUGGCCGGAAUGUUUUGACCCAAUCCCUAGACAUCUAUUUUAUAGGUUCUUUUGUUGCUAUGCUACGUAAUUUUAUAGGUUAUAAUAUUCCCACACAACGCAGUUGCACUAGGCGGUGUUUUUUCUCUGCAAUUGAAAGCUUCGAUAUUAGAUCUGAAACUACGCUUGUAUUUGGGUGGUAUUUUCGCGUUCUAUCGACUUGCGUCAGAAGAUGCUCUAGCUGAACCACGACAUCAUCAACAGUUUACUUUACGCCGUCUGAAUGGUUAAGCUCUGAGCAUAAGUUAUAAAAAGUAAGAUGCCAGGUCGCGAAAAUACGACUUUAAUGUUGUGUAUCACUGUGUAAAACUCGUUCUUGGUUUAUAGUUUUUGAUUUUGGACUCCACUUUUAGAAAAUAAACAGGAAUACAAUAAA
This is a messenger RNA of Cylas formicarius (sweet potato weevil), 2442 nucleotides long. RefSeq lists its product as uncharacterized. The record is from RefSeq and is a predicted model, not a curated record. The coding region runs from base 396 to 1286 and encodes 296 amino acids. NCBI's taxonomy places the organism in Eukaryota, Metazoa, Arthropoda, Insecta, Coleoptera, Brentidae. The transcript has 6 exons.